Opisthorchis viverrini is the source of this 1583-nucleotide messenger RNA. RefSeq lists its product as hypothetical. Gene Ontology annotation, molecular function: DNA-binding transcription factor activity, RNA polymerase II-specific; RNA polymerase II cis-regulatory region sequence-specific DNA binding. NCBI's taxonomy places the organism in Eukaryota, Metazoa, Platyhelminthes, Trematoda, Opisthorchiida, Opisthorchiidae. The transcript has 6 exons. Gene Ontology annotation, biological process: regulation of transcription by RNA polymerase II. Bases 10 to 1395 code for a protein of 461 amino acids. The record is from RefSeq and is a predicted model, not a curated record.
GUCUCCUCCAUGGCCCUCGACCUCUCCACUGAGGCACAGUUCAAUAACGGCGUAUCCAGUGAAUUACCUCAUUACGUGCUGCUACCGACCGAGUUGAUCGUCGUACCGGGAGGCGGGAGCAUUCUGUUUCAGGUUUCUGAUAUGGGACAGUUGUCUCUGCCCAACUACUCCGUCGAAAUUCAGAGUGGACAGUUCGUGUUACGAAAACACCCAUUCCAACCGUACACGGACCUGGAGUCAUCAGACGUCCCAACCAACCUCUCAAUCGAUAAGUGCAACUCAGUAAUAGGUUAUCGUAACCAAAGUAAUCUGGUUACCCUAGAUUACGAGGUCCCAGACAAAACGUGUUUCCCGUUUGGAGUAGAAAAUGGACCCUCGCAAAAGGCACAUUCGGGCCAUCAGAAUGGAACCUCCUUUCCGGAACGUAGUCCUGCCAAACCAGAAGCGAUGCAGGUUCUGUCUUUAGUAGAACAACCAUUGGAUGCCACACUUCCUCGUCUUCAACCUCAAAAAGACAGCAAAAGUUUACCUAAAGUAGUGCUGGAUCCAAGUAAAACUGUCGACACAUCCGUUUUGAAUCAACUGGUGUGUCAACUGCUUGAACAAAAUGGGUGUUCGUUAAAAGCACCUACUUCGACACCUCCAACAUCUACAACCAGUGCGGAAGAUUUGAUCCUAUCAGGCCAUAAUCUUUCCGCCCUGGCCCGAUUUGUUCAUCGUUUGAGGCAGUAUCGUCUGCGUGCCGGUUUAUCACAAAAUGAGCUGAGCGCAGAGCUUGCCAGGCAUUUUAACAACGAAACCAUGUUCAGUCAGUCUUUGCUAUCCAGGUUCGAGCGACUGGAGGUCAACGUAAGGGCAGCAUUUCGUUUAUUGCCUUAUCUCGAGAGUUGGCUCUCCCAUACAGAACAAAAGGGUUGCUCUUUGAUGUCCAGCGAAUCUAUUCAACCCGAUAUAACAUUGGGAAAGCGUGUGUCGGGAAGGACCAGGACAACGCAGCUAAUACGGUUGGAUUCCAUUUCGAACAACCUUGGUUGUUCUUCGGAUCAACGUCCUCACUCGUCUGUGGAUUCUCCGGUUACUGGGGGUGUCCCACAUACCAUCGCCGUUUUCAGCCAGUCAUCUGAAAAAGGGUUCGAUUCCACGUCGGCGGAUGUUGUGCCUACUACGACUUGUCAGUUAAAGAAUCCUGAGUGUCGAACGAAGCGACGGAAACGUACUCAUUUUUCAGAUUAUGUUUUGACAAUCCUUUCGGAAGCCUAUAAAGAGGAUCCACGCCCGGAAGGAGCCAAACUCACAAGACUUGCAAUGGAAACUGGUUACGAUCGCGAAGCAAUCCGCGUGUGGUUUUGCAACAGGCGUCAGGUCAGUGCCAGAACGGAGAAAGUAUCAACCUGAACCAGGUGUGACCUAGUUACUCUGGUAUCGGUAUUCAUGCAUGGGUGUGCCUCUUGACGGAUGCCGUCUCAUGAGUCAACCGGAUCGAAGUCGUCCUUACCGACCGAUCGACGAUAGGUCCUCAAUCGACAUGGAGCAUUGUUUUGUUGCUUAUCAAUCCUAAUUUAAUACAUUGCCCGCUAUGUGAC